AAGCGGGAGCCGGGAAAAGUAAAGCGGCCGGAACCCGCAACGCGCAAGGGAGUAGCAAUCAGCAAGGAAAAGAGAGGAUUAAGGCUUGCGCCAUUUUCUCUCUGCUAGAGAUCUGCAUUAUUUGUUCUCAGAGAUGUUAUCCUCCCCCCCGUGAGUUGGAGCCUAGUUCUCGUUGCUUCUCUUUCCCCUCAGCACAGGCACGUCUGAGGGAAGCCCGGGGGAAGCGCGCCAAGCCUGCCAGCAUGGUUCCUCUGCCUUGGCCCUAGCAGCCUCUCCCGCCCUGCUAUGUGGACUGGAUCACCUGGCCCGCAGGACUUCAAUUGCCGCGGGAGGUGGGAGUUAGGAAUUUAAAGUAAACAAGAAAGCAGGAUGUCCUCAAUGUGGUCUGAAUAUACAAUUUGUGGAGUGAAGAUUAAAUUUCCUUAUAAAGCUUACCCAUCACAGCUUGCUAUGAUGAAUUCUAUUGUCAGAGGAUUAAACAGUAGUCAACAUUGUUUGUUGGAGAGCCCCACAGGAAGUGGAAAAAGCUUAGCCUUACUUUGUUCUGCUUUAGCAUGGCAGCAAUCUCUUAGUGGGAAGCCAGCGGAUGAAGGCAUAAAUAAAAAAACUGAAGUACCCUUGUCAUGUUGUUGUACAUGCCAUUCAAAGAAUUUCAUACACAGAGACCUGAACCAAGGAACUUCACAUCAUUUCAAUAGUCCAAGCACACCACCCUCUGAAAGAAAUGACACUUCAUCAACUUGUCAAGACUCUCCUGUAAAAACCACUCUGGCUGCAAAGUUAUCUGCCAGGAAACAGGCAUCCACAUGUAGAGAUGAAAAUGAUGAUUUUCAAGUAGAGAAGAAAAGAAUUCGACCUGUAGAAACUACACAGCAGAUUAGAAAACGUCAUUGUUUUGAAAAGGAAACAUGCCAUUUAGAUACACAUGUUGCUUCAGUAAAGACUGUAAAGCCCAACUCUCCAUUAGGAAAGGUAAACGCCUUUUCUCCACAAAAGCCUCCUGGCCACUGUUCUAAGUGCUGUCAUUCUACAAAACCAGGAAACAGUCAAGAGUCUUCAAAUACCAUUAAGAAUGAUCAAGGGGGGAAAUCCAAAGACCCAAACUAUAUUUUGGGACCACGCACACACAAGCAGAUCGCUCAGAUUACUAGAGAGCUCCGGAGGACCGCAUAUUCAGGGGUUCCAAUGACUAUUCUUUCCAGCAGGGAUCAUACCUGUGUUCAUCCUGAAGUCAUUGGUAACUUCAACAAAGAAAAGUGCAUGGAAUUACUGGAUGGAAAAAAAUGUGAGUAAAGUUAUUUUGGAAAAUUCUGCUACUUCUAUCAUGGUGUUCAUAAAAUUAGUGAUCAACACACAUUACAGACUCUUCAAGGGAUGUGCAAAGCCUGGGAUAUAGAAGAACUUGUAAGCCUGGGGAAAAAACUAAAGGCAUGUCCAUAUUACACAGCUCGAGAACUAAUACAAGAUGCUGACGUCAUAUUUUGUCCUUAUAACUAUCUUCUAGAUGCACAAAUAAAGGAAAGUAUGGAUAUAAAUCUGAAAGAACAGGUUGUCAUUUUAGACGAAGCUCAUAACAUUGAAGACUGUGCUCGGGAAUCAGCAAGUUACAGUGUGACCGAAGUUCAGCUUCGGUUUGCUCGAGAUGAACUAGAUAGUUUGGUGAACAAUAAUAUAAGGAAGAAAGACCAUGAACCCCUUCGUGCUGUGUGCUAUAGCCUCAUUAAUUGGUUAGAAGCAAACUCUGAACAUCUUGUAGAAAGGGAUUAUGAAUCAUCUUGUAAAAUAUGGAGUGGAAAUGAAAUGCUCUUAAAUUUAUACAAAAUGGGCAUCACUAUCGCUACUUUUCCUAUUUUGCAGGGACAUUUUGCUGCUGUUCUUCAAAAAGAAGAAAAACUCCCACCAGUUCAUGGUAAAGAGGAGACAAGAGAAGUACCCAUUCUUAGUGCUUCAACUCAAAUAAUGCUCAAAGGACUUUUUAUGGUGCUUGACUAUCUGUUUAGGCAAAACAGUAGAUUUGCAGAUGAUUACAAAAUUGCUAUUCAGCAGACUUACUCCUGGACAAAUCAGAUUGAUAUUUCAGAUACAAAUAGAUUCUUUGCUCCACCCAAAAAUAAGAAACGUGCACGACAGAAAAUUGCAGUUCAUGUACUAAACUUUUGGUGCUUAAAUCCGGCUGUGGCCUUUUCAGAUAUUAAUGGCAAAGUUCGGACAAUUGUUUUGACAUCUGGUACAUUGUCACCAAUGAAAUCCUUUUCAUCAGAGCUUGGUGUUACAUUUGCUAUCCAACUAGAGGAUCAUGUCAUUAAUAACUCACAGGUCUGGGUUGGUACCAUUGGUUCAGGCCCUAAGGGUCGGAAUCUCUGUGCUACCUUCCAGCAUACCGAAACAUUUGAAUUCCAGGAUGAAGUGGGAGCACUUUUGUUAUCUGUGUGCCAGACUGUGAGCCAUGGAAUUUUGUGUUUUUUACCAUCAUACAAGCUAUUAGAAAAAUUAAGAGAACGUUGGCUCUACACUGGUUUGUGGCAUAAUCUGGAGUUGGUGAAGACAGUCAUCGUAGAACCAAAGGGAGGAGAAAAAACUGAUUUUGAUGAAUUAUUGCAGGUGUACUAUGAUUCAAUCAAGUAUAAAGGAGAGAAAGAUGGAGCCCUGCUCAUAGCAGUUUGUCGUGGUAAAGUGAGUGAGGGUCUGGAUUUCUCAGAUGACAAUGCCCGUGCUGUCAUAACAAUAGGAAUUCCUUUUCCAAAUGUGAAAGAUCUACAGGUUGAACUAAAGCGACAAUAUAAUGACCACCAUUCAAAAUCAAGAGGUCUUUUACCUGGCCAUCAGUGGUAUGAAAUUCAAGCAUAUAGGGCCUUAAACCAGGCCCUAGGUAGGUGUAUUCGACACAGAAAUGAUUGGGGAGCUCUUAUUCUAGUGGAUGACCGUUUCAGGAAUAACCCAAACCGCUAUAUAGCUGGACUUUCUAAAUGGGUAAGGCAGCAGAUUAAGCACCAUUCAACUUUUGAAAGUGCACUGGAAUCCUUGGCUGAAUUUUCCAAAAAGCACCAAAAAUUCGUUGAUAUAUCCAAAAAGGACCGAAAGUAUAUACCAGACAGUGAAUCUACUCUCGAAGAGGUCUGUUUAGAGAAUGAUAACCCUACUUAUUUACUGGAUACAUCAAGUUAUCUACCACCAGAAAAUUCUACAAAAGGUGAAGCAGAAAUGUGUGACCAAGAACUACAGUGUCCUAAAAUGAUUGCUAAAAACCCGUCUCUAUCAAGCGACAUCAUCUCCAGAAAAGAGAAAAAUGAUCCAGCAUUUUUGGAAGAGUCUGUCCAAGCUGUGAAAGCAGAAAAAAUUGUGAUUUCCAGAUCCUCAAGCCCAACUUUCAGCAAACAAACAAAGGAAGUUAACUGGUCUAGCUUUAAUUCUUUAGGACAGUACUUUACUGGCAAGAUGCAGACUGUUACACCCCAGUUCAGUACAUCAGAGAAUUGUGCCUCUAGUUCUCCCACUUUCAAAGGAGAAAAAAAGGAAAGUAAAACUGCUUUGCCACUCCCGGAUAAAUGUGACUUCUCAAAUAUAACAGUAAACACGUCAUUUGGGCUGUGCCCUCAAUCAGAAAACAUUAUUUCAUCAAUAAAGCUUGAUACUACUCUUUCUAAGAAAGAUCAUUCAAAACAAUUGAUCUGCUUUGAAGAAGCCCCAGCUCCAGAUUUUGAACUGUCUCAAAUAAGUAAAGAAACUAAACAUACCAGUUUAAAUACAACUUUUGAAACAGAAGUAGAAGAUGAGUCUAUCUAUUUUACACCUGAACUUUAUGAUUCUGUAGAAACAGAUGAAGAAAAAGAAAAUAAGCUAAUUAAAACUGAUGGAUUCAGUAAUAAUUCAAACUGCAUUUUAACUGAAGACUUUUUUGAAAUUAGAACUAUCAAAGAAGUGAAUUCAGUCAGAGAUGAGAAAGCUGAGGACUACAUAGAAACAAAGUUCAAUAGAAUCACACAUAUUGUAGAGAAUUAAAUUAAUGACAUGGAUGAUAAUGUAAAAACCUGUAUACGUGAAUUGGAGCUGGGAAAAACUUGUAAAAUAGAUAUAAAGAACUUUAAGGAAUAGGCAUAUUCUCUUAUGUUAGGUAAUAAUACUUCUCGGUAAGCUAUAAAAAUAUGUUGUCAUGUUUUGUUAAAUCCUAUUGUAAUGAGUAAUUUAUACAUAAGGUAAAUGGUCUUGCUUUAAAUUUUUUAGGUUUUUCCACUUCAAUUCAUUGUCAUGAGAGUUUUAAAUCUAUUUUAUGUUCAGAAAUGUAAGUUUUACUAUUCUCAAAUUUUGAUAAAGUGAUUCAUACAAAAUUUAUUCCUCAAAUAAGUCUUACUUAGCUAAAUGUAGUUUAAAAUUAAUCAAUCUGGAAGAUACAGUUUCCUAGAGCACUUUCAAUUUCACAUUGUUUGUAUUUUAUAGUCCCCUUCAUUUGUUUUCACACUGAUACAUAAAGAUUAGUAGCAGUUGAAUUAUAUCUCAGCUAUAUAUCAGUAUAGAUUCUACUUCCAAUUGGUCUGAACUUUUUCUUAGAUAUCAAAAUUUGUCUUGAAAAAUAUAUUCCCUUACUAAACUGCCAAGUCAGAAAAAUUAAGGAAGGAAACAACAUGCUUUCUCUAUCACCAGUACUGGUGAUUGAACCUAGGAACCUCUACUGCAGGGCUAUCUACAUCCCUAGCCCUUUUUAACUUUAUUUUGAGACAUAGUCUUGCUAGGUUGCCCAUGCUGACCUCCAACUUGUGAUCCUCCUGCCUUAGCCUCCCAAGUAGCUGAGAUUAUAGGUGUGUACCACUGCACCUAGCAACAAUAUGCAUUCUUUUUUUUUUUUUAAUUCUUCAUCUUCCCUUACCUCCCCCAUUAUUAUUCAUACCCAGUCUUUUAAUCUGUAAUAUGCAUUCUUAAUUGACAUUGUCUUACCUUUCAUUUGAUAAAACUAAAAUCAAACAUCAUAAACAAAAUUCUAUCAAGUUAUAAAAGGCCAAAUGAAAUAUUCCACAUGUUUGAUUCUUAAUUAUUUAACUUCACAAUCAUUGUAGGGAAAAGUGAUAUAAGAAUAAGAUCCCUAGCUCUGAGGUGAGAGGAGUAGGAUGUUCUAGUAUAACUUUAAUUAUGCAACUUUUAUAAAGAUAGAAAACAAGAUAUAAAUAAGCAAACCCAUAUAUAUAUACUACAGUUGAAAUAUGUUUCCCUAGAGGACACUAAUCCUUUCUGUGAAUUUUGAGUGUGUUUAUGCUUUAGUGAAUGAAGUUGUACAUCUGAUCAAAACGGUUAUAAAAGAUGCUCAUCUUGACAGGCGUGGUGGUACAUGCCUGUAAUCCAAGCUAUUUAGGAGGUUAAGGCAGAAGAAUCGCAAAUUCAAAGCCAGCUUUGUUGACUUAGCAAGACCUGUCCCAGAAAGGGUGGAGAGGGGACUAGGGAUGAAACUCGGUGGUAGAGUGAUCCUGAGUUCAAUCCUCAGUACCACAAAAGUGGGGGGAAUGCUCAUUUCUGACUUCAUUCCAAAAAUACAUCCACUGAUCUUUUUCUAAGAAAUAUCUGUUAGUCAGUGGGCAAUUUAGACUUCUUGUGAGUGACUUGAAUUAAAAUUGUUUUGUUUGCUCCUGGUGAUAGAAGACAGGGCCUCGCAUAUGCUAAGCAAGCCCUCUACAUUCCCAGCCUAAACUGAAAUUUUAUGAGUUGUGCAAGUAGUACAUACAGCAUGUUUUUAAGUCAGAAUUCCUAGUAGUCAGAUAUUUUUUAUGUUCAUUUAGAGAAAUAAAUAACUACAUAUACACACAUUUUGCUUUCAUUUUUAUAGCAUUUUUAUUUAAUACAGUUCAUCUGCUUUUAUAACAUUGAAUAUUGCAACCCUAAGAACAGUUAAGAUAAAUUUAAAUUGACAGUUUGUCAGUUAAAGAAUUUACCUCUAGAUUGGGAUAUAUUAGAUCCCGAUACUAGAUUCCUAGUAUUAUAUAUUUUUCUUAGUCGUUCAGUAGGUAGUAAGUACCAAACACUAGAUUAGAACAUAAUUUCUACAUUGUUUUAAAAGAGUGAAACCAUUACUCCCCUAUGGUAUUGAUCUUAAACUACAGAUAAGGGUAAUAUGGUAGUGGAAAGAGUACCAAGUGGAAGAUAAGAGACUUGGACUCUAGUCCUUGCCCAGGCUUUAAUUUGCUAAGUCAUAUUGGCAGUACCAUGUCUUGCAUAGAAUUAAUUUUAUCUAUGUAAACUACUGGCCAUUGUAGAAUAGAAGACAGAGUAUUUUUAUUACUUAUAACACAUUUUUUUAAAAAGAGGUUUAUGUCAUUGUUAAGUUAAAACAUAUAAAAGCAUUUACAAGUACUUAGCAGGCCACCAAUUAAUUAUUAGUUAGCAAUUAAUUAUUAGUAAGUAAUCAAUCAUGUAUGUAGUAUACACUCUUGCUUUAUAUAAUGCUUUUCCUAACUGUAGAUUAAUGGAUAUAAUAUAGAUCAUCUGACAAUGAAGAAAUGUUCUAUAGGAAAAGGAAAAAAAUAUUUGGUUUAUUUUUUAAGCUUUUUGAGAUAUAUGUUAGAAAUUGUUUUAUCAGAUCAUUUGUCUUGCAUAUUCAAUGCAUAUAAAAUAAUAUUGAAUUUAUUCAAGGGCUAAAAAUAUAUUUAGCAUACAGGUCAUGAACCAUGAAAACCAUGCAAACCAGUUGCAGUAAGGGCUUUAUUUAAGGAAGAAAGUUACAAUGUAAAAGAGUAGAUAUUUCAUGACCUGAUUUUAGAUGAAUCAUUUAAAACUGCAUAGAAUUGUGUUGAAAAUUAAUGAGAAUUCUUACUAUGCUCCUAUUAUGCAUUUUAUUUUUACAUGGUUUUAAGUUUGGCAUUGCUUCUAUGUUCACUUAAGGCUUUGUUUAUUCUUAUGAUCUUUCUAUUCAAAACAUUAAUUUUAAAAAAAGAAUAUUCCCAUAUUAUUUUUCUGCAAUGGGACUUUGUCAUGUUAUUAUUUUUCUAUAAUAAAACACUCAAAAUAUUUAAUUCUUUAGAACUGCUCAUAAAACUUCUUCAUGAAAUCAAAGUGAUUGUUGUAAAAUCACUUGGAAGACUGGUUAUUGUAGUCAUCUGUAAGUGAUGCCAUUCUUUUUAUAUUUGAUUACCACACAGCUAUUCUCACUUACACUCUUUUUAAUCUCAUAUUUC
Molecule: messenger RNA, 7154 nt
Organism: Sciurus carolinensis (gray squirrel)
Lineage: Eukaryota; Metazoa; Chordata; Mammalia; Rodentia; Sciuridae
Gene: Brip1
Product: BRCA1 interacting helicase 1
Biological process (GO): nucleotide-excision repair; double-strand break repair involved in meiotic recombination
Cellular component (GO): nucleus
Molecular function (GO): hydrolase activity, acting on acid anhydrides, in phosphorus-containing anhydrides; ATP binding; DNA helicase activity
Source: RefSeq, a predicted model, not a curated record